AUGCCCAACUCGCCGCCCCUGCGGCUACUGCUGCUGCUGCUCUCGCUGUGGGGUCUGCUGCUCCGGAGGGCAGAGACAGGCUCUGAGAGGCAGACGGCGGGGGAGUUGUACCAGCGCUGGGGACGGUACCGCAGGGAAUGCCAGGAGACUUUGCAGGCUGCGGAGCACCCCUCAGGCCUCGCCUGUAACGGGUCCUUCGAUAUGUACGUCUGCUGGGACUAUGCUGCACCCAACACCACUGCCCGUGCGUCCUGCCCCUGGUAUCUGCCCUGGCACCACCACGUGGCUGCAGGCUUCGUUCUUCGCCAGUGUGGCAGUGAUGGCCAGUGGGGACCUUGGAGAGAUCAUACCCAGUGUGAGAAUCCAGAGAAGAAUGGCGUCUUUCAGGACCAAAGGCUGAUCUUGGAGCGGCUGCAGGUCAUGUACACCGUUGGCUACUCCCUGUCCCUUGCCACGCUGCUGCUAGCUCUGCUCAUCUUGAGUUUUUUCAGGCGGCUGCAUUGCACUCGAAAUUACAUCCACAUCAACCUGUUCACGUCUUUUGUGUUGCGGGCGGCGGCCAUCCUCACCCGAGACCGUCUGCUACCUCCACCUGACCCCUACCCUGGGGACCGGGCCCCUACCCUGUGGAACCAGGCCCCAGCCGCCUGCCGCACAGCCCAGAUCGUGACCCAGUACUGCGUGGGUGCCAACUACACGUGGCUGCUGGUGGAAGGCGUCUACCUACACAGUCUCCUGGUGCUCGUGGGAGGCUCCGAGGAGGGCCACUUCCGCUGCUAUCUGCUCCUCGGCUGGGGGGCCCCCGCGCUUUUCGUCAUUCCCUGGGUGAUCGUCAGGUACCUGUACGAGAACACGCAAUGCUGGGAGCGAAACGAUGUCAAGGCCAUUUGGUGGAUCAUACGCACCCCCAUCCUCACGACCAUCUUGAUUAAUUUCCUCAUCUUUAUCCGCAUUCUUGGUAUCCUCGUGUCCAAGCUGAGGACGCGGCAGAUGCGCUGUCGGGACUACCGGCUGAGGUUGGCUCGGUCCACGCUGACGCUGGUGCCCCUGCUGGGCGUCCAUGAGGUGGUGUUUGCUCCGGUGACGGAGGAACAGGCCCGAGGUGCCCUGCGCUUUGCCAAGCUCGCCUUUGAGAUCUUCCUAAGCUCCUUCCAGGGCUUCCUGGUCAGCGUCCUCUACUGCUUCAUCAAUAAGGAGGUGCAAUCGGAGAUCCGCCGUGGCUGGCACCACUGCAGUCUGCGCCGCAGCCUCAGCGAGGAGCCGCGCCAGCUCCAGGAGCGCGUCUCCCGAGCCCUGCCCUUGGGCUCCGGCCGCAGCGAGGUCCCCACCGGCCGCGCCUUGUCCUCGGAGGUCCUUCCAGGACGUGGGGACGAGGCCAAUCGGGUGCUGGAAAGUUUCUGCUAG
Messenger RNA from Cynocephalus volans (Philippine flying lemur), 1404 nucleotides. It is a transcript of the gene GIPR, whose product is annotated as gastric inhibitory polypeptide receptor. Bases 1 to 1404 code for a protein of 467 amino acids. The transcript has 13 exons. Gene Ontology annotation, molecular function: peptide hormone binding; G protein-coupled peptide receptor activity; gastric inhibitory peptide receptor activity. NCBI's taxonomy places the organism in Eukaryota, Metazoa, Chordata, Mammalia, Dermoptera, Cynocephalidae. Gene Ontology annotation, cellular component: plasma membrane. The record is from RefSeq and is a predicted model, not a curated record. Gene Ontology annotation, biological process: adenylate cyclase-modulating G protein-coupled receptor signaling pathway; cell surface receptor signaling pathway.